This is a messenger RNA of Linum tenue, 1386 nucleotides long. The record is from the annotation of a GenBank genome assembly. NCBI's taxonomy places the organism in Eukaryota, Viridiplantae, Streptophyta, Magnoliopsida, Malpighiales, Linaceae.
AUGGAUCAUAAACCGAGCGUAUUGACCGCAAGAUACGAGAUCGGGAGGUUGCUUGGUCAAGGGACUUUUGCUAAGGUUUAUUAUGCAAGGAGUAUUACAACAAACCAGAGUGUGGCGAUUAAAGUGAUUGAUAAAGACAAGGUUUUGAAAGUUGGGCUUGCUGAUCAAAUCAAGAGAGAAAUUUCCGUGAUGAGAAUUGCUAGACAUCCGAAUGUGCUUCAGCUUUAUGAGGUCAUGGCUACCAAAAGCAAGAUCUUCUUCAUUGUGGAAUAUGCUAAAGGGGGUGAACUCUUCAACAAGGUUGCUAAAGGAAGGUUGAAAGAAGAUGCUGCUCGGAAGUACUUCCAACAACUGAUCAAUGCUGUUGAGUUCUGCCACAGCAGGGGUGUUUACCAUCGGGACAUAAAGCCAGAGAAUCAGUUGUUGGAUGAAAAUGAGAAUCUAAAGGUUUCGGAUUUUGGAUUAAGUGCCCUAGCUGAAUCCAGGCGCCAAGACGGUUUACUUCAUACUACCUGUGGAACCCCUGCAUAUGUUGCUCCUGAAGUUAUCAACAGGAAAGGUUAUGAUGGAGCCAAAGCUGAUAUAUGGUCUUGUGGGGUGGUUCUAUAUGUGCUAUUGGCAGGUUAUCUGCCAUUUCAUGAUUCGAACCUGAUGGAGUUGUACAGGAAAAUCGGGAAAGCUGAAUUCAAAUGUCCUAAUUGGUUUGCCCCAGAAGUUAGAAGACUUUUGUCCAAAAUACUGGAUCCGAAUCCUAAUACAAGGAUAUCCAUGGCCAAGAUUAAAGAAAGUUCCUGGUUUAGGAAAGGAUUGAGCUCCAACAAACAGAGAAAACCGGAAGAAGCUGAAACCCAAGAUAUGGCUCCUUUGAGUGGAGAUGGAUCAGGUCCGUCUAGCAACAAUAGCAGCAUGCUCUUCGAGGAAGCAAAACAAGAACAACUGGUGAAGCCUUCAAACUUGAAUGCAUUUGAUAUAAUCUCUCUCUCAGCUGGGUUUGAUCUGUCUGGACUCUUUGAAGAAGAUUUACUGAGAAAAGAAACCAGAUUUACUUCUAAACAGCCUGCAUCGGUCAUAAUUUCUAGACUUGAGGAUACCGGCAAGCUUCUGAACAUGAAGGUGACGAAGAGAGAACCAGGGUUACUGAGGAUGGAAGGAGUAAGCGAGGGUAGGAAGGGUUUGUUGACCAUUGAUGCUGAAAUCUUUGAAGUUGCUCCAAACUUUCAUUUGGUGGAAGUGAAGAAAACAAAUGGGGAUACAUUGGAGUAUCAGAAGAUAGUGAAAGAUGGCAUGCGACCUGCACUCAAUGAUAUUGUCUGGGUUUGGCAGGGCGAAAAGAAACCAGCCCAGCAGGAAGGAGAACAGUAUCUUCCUCCGUCGCUGCAGGAAUGA